CUCCCGGGCUGAGUUUGGUUAGUGCGGCUGUCAGACUCUUUCGUUCGGCCUUAGGGCUUGGUGGCCCUUGGGGUGGGCUCUCGCCGUUACCGGACUCAUUCCAGUACCUGCAUUUGGGAAGCCGUGUGAAUUCCUCUGUCUCCUAGCAACGAGAGACUGGGCCGCGGCUUCCGGCAGCCGCGGCGCGAGCCAAGUCGCCCCGGCGGGAGCCAGAACCCCCAGGCCUAGCCCAAACGGUUGCCGAAACACAGAGGUUGGAAGAAUAAGCAGGAAAUGGCGGACGAGGCGUUGUUUUUGCUUCUCCAUAACGAGAUGGUGUCUGGAGUGUACAAGUCGGCGGAGCAGGGGGAGGUGGAAAAUGGACGAUGUAUUACCAAGCUGGAAAACAUGGGGUUUCGAGUGGGACAAGGAUUGAUAGAAAGGUUUACAAAAGAUACUGCAAGAUUUAAGGAUGAGUUAGAUAUCAUGAAGUUUAUUUGUAAAGAUUUUUGGACUACAGUAUUCAAGAAACAAAUCGACAAUCUAAGGACAAAUCAUCAGUAUUUAGCAUUUACGUGUGGCUUAAUCAGAGGUGGCUUAUCAAACUUGGGGAUAAAAAGUAUUGUAACAGCUGAAGUGUCUUCAAUGCCUGCCUGCAAAUUUCAGGUGAUGAUACAGAAGCUGUAGAACAUACUGAAAUGCAAGGCUUCAACAGUGUAAAGAGAUAAAUUAUUCAUGUAUAAAGUAUUUUAAGUAGCAAUUAUUUAAUUACAACGUUGGACAUUUGUAUGGGACUAAGAGUGUAUUUUAUCAGUUCAACACAGACCAACUCAAAGCAGAUAAAGGAACAUUCUGCCAUGACAUACACUUUACUGAAACUAUUUAAAAUGAAAAUCUGAUUUCAAACAACCAGACACCAAGAUGUAGGACCCCUAUUUUAAACAUUUUUAUUUGGUUAGAGUGAUGUGUAUGUAACCCCAGAUGGAGAAGCAAGGCUCAGGGUUUGUUGAAUUAGCAUAAAGAAAAGUACACACCAACAGAAUCAUUUGUGUUAAGAAUGAACAAAUUUUGGUUAAG
Messenger RNA from Propithecus coquereli (Coquerel's sifaka), 1056 nucleotides. It is a transcript of the gene TRAPPC6B, whose product is annotated as trafficking protein particle complex 6B. The transcript is spliced from 5 exons. Gene Ontology annotation, cellular component: TRAPP complex; trans-Golgi network; cis-Golgi network. NCBI's taxonomy places the organism in Eukaryota, Metazoa, Chordata, Mammalia, Primates, Indriidae. Gene Ontology annotation, biological process: endoplasmic reticulum to Golgi vesicle-mediated transport; regulation of GTPase activity. The coding region runs from base 274 to 666 and encodes 130 amino acids. The record is from RefSeq and is a predicted model, not a curated record.